Molecule: messenger RNA, 417 nt
Organism: Sclerotinia sclerotiorum 1980 UF-70
Lineage: Eukaryota; Fungi; Ascomycota; Leotiomycetes; Helotiales; Sclerotiniaceae
Exons: 1
Coding region: 1-417 (138 amino acids)
Source: RefSeq, a predicted model, not a curated record
AUGCCGUCGAGGUAUGAUGCUGAUCAUCCGUCAGCUAUCGUAUUGUUCGUUCAUCCAAUCUUUAAAUCCAAGAUCCCCAGAAAUUGGGUGCCAACCUACCUGUUCCUGAGCUUCAAGCCUCUAACGGAUGAAGUUAAAAGCAGCGUCGAACUUAUUCUCAUGCACUGCCAUAACGGAGCAGCCAUAAUUACCCUUGAAGAUGGCAUAAACAGCUUGCAAGGUUGCACAAAGAGAGCUAUUUUCGGUCUCCACUAUACCUGGGUGUGCAUAUGCGAGCCAACAGACAGAGGAAAAGUCGACCACACACUGCUGAAAUGUGCAGGAGACUGGGAGAUUUCGUGCUGUGAUGAAGGUCUUAACGUUCCAUUGCGAGAAAGCUCCUAUCCAAUGUUCAAAUUCUACGUUACUUUCAUCUGA